Molecule: messenger RNA, 6619 nt
Organism: Rhincodon typus (whale shark)
Lineage: Eukaryota; Metazoa; Chordata; Chondrichthyes; Orectolobiformes; Rhincodontidae
Product: collagen alpha-1(XIII) chain-like
Exons: 37
Coding region: 322-2283 (653 amino acids)
Source: RefSeq, a predicted model, not a curated record
AACAGCAGGCAGCGGCUGUGUGAGGUUCCAGAGGAGGACAUGGGGCUUUGGCUAUAGCCUGGAGGUUACUGCCUGCUCCCAGCACUGACCAUAGCCUGGAAUCACUUUCCCAAGUCUCACUGCCAAGGGGCGAACCAGAGGGAACUUGCUGUUGGGGAAUAUCCAUCACAUCAGCGGCUGGGGGAUCUUAUUUUUGAUGUUCCAACCUAUUGGAGUAUCAUUUUGGAGAGAUUAGCGCGCCUGCUUCCAGUCGGAGGGAUUCCUCAUGAACUGGCGAUAGUUGCGGCUGGAGAGGGGAUCUCAAACAGGGCGGCACACACGAUGGAAAACUCGCCGCCGGCUGUCAAGCGAGAGCUCCGCACAGCCCAGCGCUGCGCCGGCCUUUCGGGCCUCGCCUGCUGCCUCCUGGCCGUACUAUCCCUCGGCCUGUGUGCCCUCCUGCACCAGCGGACCUCCGACCUGCAGAGCCGCGUCUCGCAUUUAGAGGCGGAGAGAGAGCAGCUCCCGGCCUGGCUCGCUGCCCACCAGCUGCAACCCGCUAUUUUUAACCGAGUGGAGGAACUCCUGGACCAGAGACUGAAGGCUCAUUUACCCAAGACCCGAGUGGCUCGCGGGGCUCCUGGAGGCUGUCUCUGCCCCCCAGGACCACCAGGAGAAAAGGGAAGACAUGGUCGCAGAGGUAUUCCAGGGGCUGCUGGACCUCCAGGAAGAGAUGGCUUUCCGGGAAACAAAGGAUCCAUGGGCCUACCAGGGAGAAGGGGUCUAAAGGGGGAUCCUGGCGAAGAGGGAGCUCCAGGAGAUCCCGGCAUCUCAAUCAUUGGACCCCGUGGCCCUCCUGGUCAGCCUGGAGCAAGAGGGUUUCCAGGAUAUCCGGGCCCGAUAGGGUUGGAUGGAAAAUCCGGAAAACCUGGCCCUAAAGGUGACAUGGGGGUACCCGGCCCGAAAGGUGACAAGGGAGACCAGGGGCAUAAAGGAGAGAAGGGACUGAAUGGUCCAAAGGGUGAUAAGGGUCAACGUGGAGAUUCUGCACUCACUUUCACUCCUCCUCGACUGAAAAUACUACCACCUGCUGACCAGUUCAUCAGACGCCUGUAUCUCAAGGGUGAACAAGGACAAGCCAGUAGCAACUGCUCUCCAGGACCCCCAGGACCCAAAGGGCCCCCUGGCCAUGCAGGGAAGCCGGGAGCGGAUGGUUUACCGGGAAAACCUGGAGAUCCUGGAAAACCUGGAAGAGAUGGAAUGCCGGGAGAACCGGGUGAAGCUGGCAGUGCUGGUGCUAAAGGAGAAAAGGGUGAAAGUGGCAUUCCAGGGAAAGAUGGUGCCGUAGGCCAGAAAGGUGACCCCGGAGACCCAGGAACAGCUGCUGAUGGAAUGAAGGGUGAGGCAGGUCUUCCAGGAUUACCUGGACCUCCUGGUCCUCCAGGUCCAAAGGGCGAAGCUGGAGUCUUAGGACCGCGGGGUCCGCCAGGUCCCAAAGGUGAGCCAGGAAAGACCGAGAUCAUUGACUACAAUGGUAACAUCAACGAUGCACUCCAGGGUCCUCCAGGUGUUCCAGGAAUGCCAGGGCUGCCAGGCCAGAAGGGCGAAAUUGGAUUGCCAGGAGUACCCGGACUUGAUGGAGAAAAGGGUUCUCGGGGUAAAAAUGGUGAUGUGGGGCCUGCCGGUCCAGAAGGACCACCAGGACCCAAAGGAGAGACAGGAAUUAUGGGAUUCCCAGGACCCAAAGGAGACAAAGGAGAAACUGGGAUGACAGGAGCCCCUGGUCUGGAUGGACCCACUGGUGAGAAAGGAGAAAGAGGUGAACCAGGAUUGCAAGGUCCUCCUGGACUACCAGGCCCAGUUGGUCUUCCUGGCUCAAUGGCAGAAAAAGGAGAGAAGGGUGAUGCGGUUAGUGGUCCUCCAGGACCACCUGGGCCAGAGGGACCUCCAGGUCCAAUGGGACCACAUGGUCUUCCAGGAACAAAGGGUGACCCUGGGUCAGAUGGUGUGAAAGGUGAUAAAGGUGACCGAGGUCACCUGGGACUGCCUGGUGUACCAGGGCCAGCAGGACCAAAAGGAGAAAGGGGCGAUAAAGGGGAUCCUGGAUAUGCAGGACCAAUCGGACCACGGGGAUUGCCUGGUUCACUGGGACCAAAGGGUGAAAAGGGAAGCCGGGGGGAGAAGGGAAAGAGAGGUUCUAAAGGGCCCAAAGGGGAUAAGGGAGACCAAGGAGUGCCCGGAUUAGAUGCACCUUGUCCAUUGGGCGAAGAUGGUUUACCUGUACAGGGCUGUUGGAAUAAAUGAUGACGAUCUAACCUCAGAAUGGAGUGUGUACAUAGAAUAUUUAUUUUUAUACAAUUUUUUGCAAUUAUAAAAGUUAUCUUUUUUAAAAAACAAUUGCAUAUUUUAAGUUCACAUUUUGUAUAGAUUGUAUUAAAUUCUGUCUUGUCUACGACUGUCCUUGCAUCUGUGUGUAUUCAUCUACUAAUUUUAUUGCAUAAUACAGCAGUAUUAUUUGCAUGAUAUUUGUGCAGAAUAUGAAAAGCCACUGUUGCAUUAUAACUUAUUGUGUUGUAUUUAUUGGGCUGCACUUCAUUGCAGACUCAGUUAUUUGAAGUCAAUUCCCUGGACCACAGUAUAUCCCUGCGGUGUUGCCUCGCUUAGAUAAUACUUGUUGCACAAGUGUGCAUAAAUCCUAGUGUCUUAAGUGCAGGAAAAGCAAUCCAACCCUUUUAUCACAGCUACUGCUAAUGGACACUGGAAAGGAACAGAUGCAUUUCUGCUUUAUAUUUUUAACCAAAAAAAAAGUUAAAUUCUUGAAUCUGUGUAGAGUCCAAAUAUUUGAACUGUAUUAGCUGUUCACUGAUUGUUCUCAGGUAUAGCAAUGAUAAUACAACACUGUCAUUCCAGCAUUUUCACAUUCAAUGACCAAGAAAAGCAAAGUUCAAAAACCUAUGCAUUGCUACAAAUGCCUCACUACAACAGCUCUUAAUUCAAGUUGCACAGUGAGGCUUCAGUUGAUGAAAUUGCCAAGGCGAUGUGGCUCCUGACAGAUGCCAAUGUCCUUUCACUGAAGUGGAUUUUUUUAAUAAUAGGCAGAAUGGGAAGUGCCAAGGAAGUCUUUUACUCUCUGACAGCCCCAAUAAAACAAAGGUUCCUCAUUGAUUUUAACUAAAAUGAUACAGAGAAAUAUCAUUAACAUUUGUUUACAGCUUUUUAGACUUGUGUAUCAAACGUAAAGUUUAAAUAAAUAUAUAUAUAUGAUAUACCUUUACCAAGAUGCUGGUGAGGAUUAUGCCCCAUUGACAACCAUAAUUUGAUGCUUGAGUCAUUGGUAUAUUGCUGUAAAAUAGACCCUGCACCAACCAAUGUCUAGGCUACAAAGCCAGUGCUUUUACUUUAGCUGUCAUAGAGUCAGAGAAGGUCAUUUUACCUGUAGGUGUAGUCCCACAUUCCUGAUACCACUUUAGUUAAUCUCUUCUGCACCCUUCUCGUGGCUAUUCUCAUGCUUGCUAAAGUGCUGUUCCCAAAAAUGGACACAGUACUGUACCUGGGGCUGAACUAAUGUUUUAUAAAUGUUUAGUGUAACUUCCACAUUUUCAUAUCCUAUGUGCCUAUGAAUAAUGCCAAGGAUCCUAUACAAUUUUCUUUGAAACUACAGCGUAUCUUUCUCUCUAGAAACUGCCAUUGGUGAUGUUAGCAGAAAGUAAAUGUAUUGCAUUUCUUUGCAAUUUUAUCUCAAGCAUUCAGCAGUUUGAUUUAAAUUUAUGUCAAACAAGUUAUUGCGUCUGUGGUAAAACUGCAGAAAUAACAAUGUCAAUUUGCUAAAUAUGCACUUUUUCCACCUGAUGGUUAGUUUUCAAGUACUUCCUUAAAAAACUCAAAUUCGCUUUUGCACAUUCUCUGAUCCCUGAUUCCUUUCAGUGCCCUUUGCAAAACCCACAUGGCUUGUAAGUUUAAUUACAAUUAUUAUCCUGUUAAGUACAGUACAGACCUGAAGAACAGACCAUACAUUAGGUCCAGCAGAAAGCUGAAACCUUUUUGAAUUUUUUUACAUGAAUUGCCCAACUCAGUAAAAAAUACCAGUCAGGAUUUCUAAUCAAGUGGCAUCCAGACCCCAGGGACCGGAGAGCAUGUUUUGUUUUUGUACCUGAUGCUGCAUGAGCCUGUGUUUUGAGCAUGUGUUUUCCUAUGAGCGCCACCUGAAGUGAUGAGUUCUAAACCGCUACAUUUGCCACUGCCAGGGCCAGACACCAUGGCUGAAUGCAAAAUAGUAAUGGAGUUGGCCAGCACUGGAAACAAUUUGAGACUGCUGUGGAGAAACCUUCCAUGACUUCUUGUCAGAAAAUGUUUGACACCAAAAAAAAACGUAUUGGAGGAACGGAGUGCUGAAUGUUUUCAGUUUCAGAAAGCCACUUCCACUCUCCAGCAGAGGUUUGUGUGCAGCGAUCAGUGAGGUCUGUAGAUUGAACCAUGUUCAUCACCACAUUCCAGGUGAUGCAUGAAAAGCAGCAGAAUGGGAGUGCAUAUAUUUUGACUGUGGAACUGACAGGUCCGUUUGAAUUCAGAUGUGAGCCUCAUUCUUUCAGGAUGCGCAGGGACAACCUGUUGAGCAAUUUAAUAUAUUGCUAUACAUUUGAUGGACCAUUAACUAAAUGGCCACCAUCACUGAGCAUUUUUGUUUUCUCUUCCUUCUAUGAGAGUAUCAGAUAAACACACUGCCAAAAAUUUUAUGAUUCCUUUUUAAUCAAUGUAUUUUGGGGAACUGACCAGAACUGUUGGCAGUUUGCAUCAUUUAUUUUUGAAUGGUGAUGUAUCGGCAUCUUUGUACAGUUCAUUUGAAUAAAUAAUUGGUAUCAUCACCAUUCUUUGAAAGAAAACUUGAUUUCUUGCUUUACCUGCAUUUUUGAAUGAGUUUUUUUGGGGUGGGGAGAAGUGAGAGAAAAUUGCUUAUUAUCCACCUCUGGUUUUACUUUUGUAAAAGACUCCAUAAUCUGUUUCUUCAGAUGUUUGCAUUUAGAUUUGAAAAAAGUCAGAUAUCUCUUCGUUAAACUUUAUAUAUGAAUGAAGACUUCCAUCCAUCAAGCUGACACCAGUGUUUGAUUUUAUAUGUAUCUGGAGCACAGUAAACAAUGUAAAAAUCCUUCUCUGAGGGGCUAUAGGACAAAUAGUGAUGUUCAAACCAACCUUAUAAUGGAAAUGUUAAGUCUACAUUGUCACAGAGCCCCAUGUUUCAGACAAAGUGCUACUGGGCUGCAGAAUAAAAGUGUUAAUUUGUAUGGCCUAUGAAGAACAUAUUUUGAAUCCACUACUGCAUGCUUGAUAAUUAUAGAAUUAGUUAUUUUUAACAAGCAAGAUCCAUCUAGCACAUGCCUCUCUGUUGUAGUUGCAAGAGGCAUCCAGUCAUUCCUAUUUGAUUAACAUUUUUAGUUUUGUUAAGUCAUUGCAGUGUGACAUAUGAGAAUUAAAUUCCAUUUUGCAGUAAUUCCACAUAAAGCCAUGGUCAUAGAAUGAUACAGUACAAAAGGAGGCCAUUUGCUCCAUAGUAUCUCUGUUAGCUCUUUGGUAGAGCUACUCAACAUUACUUCGAACAAUUUAACAACAAGCACUGCAUGCAGAGUUCUCUCAACAAACCUGUUGGUUGGUUGAAUUUACACUUGCAAUAUACAUCUGUAGAUAUAUUUUUACUGCACUUGAAAACUAUAAAGUAUUAAAUUGUUGUAAAAGUUACUCUUUCGGUUUUUGUAAUCAGUGAAUCUUGAGAAGCAAUGACUUCUGAAAAUGUACCAUCUCUUUAUCCAACACAUUUUUAUUCCUUUGCAGAAUGCUUUCACAUUCUGGAAAGAUUUAGGGACUUGACUUUUUUUUAAACCCAUCUGCUAUUGCUCCUAAACAUCAUUUCCCAUACGACAACUUUAUUGUAACAGGAAUCAUUAUUUAGAAGUGGGGAUAGGAUCUUCAUCAUAGCUGCAGAAAUUAUCUGAGCUAUACCUUCAUUUUUAAUGACCAGUUUUAAUUGCAGCAUAUAAUUUUGCAUUUAUGAUGCUUAACUUAUUUUUAAAGCCUUCAAUUUUAAUUAAAAACAUUUGUUGAAGCUUAUUCGUUAGCAUUAACAAUUUCAAAAAGUUACAAAAAUUUUAUAUUGAGAUUUGCUUUUGUAGCAUAAGAUGUAUAAUACUAUAAAAUACUUGUAAAUGAACUUGUAUUAUAUUUUUGAGUUUACGUGUGAAGGAGAUCAGUAAAUCUGACUCCAACUUCCAGUUCAAUUUUUGUGAAGCAGCGGAGAUCCAAAUGUUAACAUUGUUUGCUGAUGACUCUGUUUGCUGAAUGUUCACCUUUAUUGUUGGCAUGCAAUAUCUUUGACUGUAUAUCCCACCUUUUUAAGAAAUCCAUUUUCCAAAAACACUGAUAGCAAUUUGUCCAAUGUAACUCCCUGUACCUGUGCCUUUAGUGCAGGUAACUUUUCCUGCUUUAUGUGGGAUGCUGCAGCUGAUCCGAAAUCAUUGUUUAUUUUUCCCAUUUGACUGUAACGGUUUUAUUGCUUCAGUGAUGGAUCAUCUGUUGGUUAAGAUAGCAUUUGGCUUAUCUGUUUUGUCUCUGUUUCAUCUGCUGUACAAAAUAUAACAUUUUCAAAGUGAAA